CUGGAGUAUAUAAGCCGUAGUCCAGGGUAUAUCGGAAGUCAAUGGUCAGCCUCCUCGUCGACAUGAACUCUCUGGUCGUAGUCCUCUCUCUGGUGGUUGCUGCGGUGUCUGCCCAGUACCACGGUGCCGCUCCCAGCUACCAGGGUGCCGCCCCAAGCUACCAAGGUGCCGCUCCCAGCUACCAAGGCGCCGCACCCGCCCCUAGCCAUGGACAGGGUGGCUACGGGAAGGACCAAGGAGGUGCCACCUCCUUCCAGAGUUUCCGUCUUGAAGUCGGCCAGCAGGAUUACAAGAAUCCCUCUCACGGUGGACAGCCUUCCUACAGCAAACCAUCCUACUCUGCGGAGCCUUCCUACAAUAAGCCUUCUUACCAGGCUGCUCCAGCGUACAAGCCGUCCUACAGUUCCAGCCCUGCAUAUAGCUCAGAGCCCUCCUACAGCUCUGGUCCUUCCUACAAGCCUAGUUACUAGUGUUUACCUCGUAUUUCAUUCACUGUUACCAUCAUCUUCAUUCUGUAGUUUAAAAUAAACCCUUUCAUACAUUUUCUA
Molecule: messenger RNA, 548 nt
Organism: Homalodisca vitripennis (glassy-winged sharpshooter)
Lineage: Eukaryota; Metazoa; Arthropoda; Insecta; Hemiptera; Cicadellidae
Product: adhesive plaque matrix protein-like
Exons: 2
Coding region: 42-470 (142 amino acids)
Source: RefSeq, a predicted model, not a curated record